Oldenlandia corymbosa var. corymbosa is the source of this 390-nucleotide messenger RNA. The record is from the annotation of a GenBank genome assembly. NCBI's taxonomy places the organism in Eukaryota, Viridiplantae, Streptophyta, Magnoliopsida, Gentianales, Rubiaceae.
AUGGUAGAGAUCAGUGAUGCUGCUGCUAUGGAGAUGACAGUUUCAGUUUCUACAGAAAGGCUUCCGGUUCUGCAGCGUGAACCAUGGAAUAAUAAUAAUAAUAAUAGCUAUGUGGUGGAAUUGGCAUCUUCUUCGUCUUCCGGUUCGAGUUCUUCAAGUUCCGGUUUGGAUCAUGUUCGUUACAAUAACAAGUCAAAGUUAGGUAGAGGCGGUUGGAAUUCAGAUGGGCGAUUAGUAACACCGCCACCAAGUCAGGAGAGAUUCAGAAGAAAGCAAGCUAAGAAGGAGAUCCUGAGGAGGGCUUUGACGCCGCCGGUCAAGCGGCCGACUUUGCGGUGGUUGGAUUUCCGGCCGACUCCCAGCCGGCUACGCGUUAUGUCUACCGAGUGA